UUUGGCAAAUUUAGCUAAGCUUACUAAAGUUUUCAAGCAAAAUAAAGCAUUUUACUUAAUGUCCAAUUUACAGCGGGUCAUGAUGAAGUCCCGUCUGCCACCAAUGUGUCCAAAUCCUAAAUUUCCCAAGCCAUCAGACCGUGGUUUUCGCCGACAAACGGACUAUAAUCCGAUAAUGUGGAGUGAAUAUUUUGCUGAACAACGAGAUGUUGAAACCAAACAGGGAAAGUUCCGAGUCUAUCUCUCGGGGCAACCAGAUAUACCGGGACCAUUACUUGUGAUGCUGCAUGGUGGUGGUUUCUCGGCUCUAUCGUGGGCUCACUUUAGUAUGGAAAUUACAAAAAUAAUACACUGUCAAUGUUUAGCAAUCGAUAUACGAGGUCAUGGCGAUACCUCUACCAUAAAUGAAGACGAUUUAUCUGCGGAAACUUUGGCACAAGAUAUUGGAGAUGUUUUGCAAAGCAUGUAUGGUGAGUCGUGCCCACCGGUAAUUCUUAUAGGGCAUUCAAUGGGAGGAGCGAUUUGUGUUCAUGUAGCAAACAUGAAUGUGGUCAGUUCCCUUAUUGGAGUUGUCGUGAUUGACGUUGUCGAGGGAACCGCGUUGGAAGCCCUGGCCAGUAUGCAGAGCUUUUUGCGGUCACGCCCAAGCACAUUUAAAAGCAUUCAACAUGCAGUUGAGUGGAGCGUAAGGAGUGGCCAGAUUCGAAACAUCGACUCCGCACGAGUGUCGAUGCCAGGGCAGAUUGUAAACAUUGAGACUGGAAAACUUUCUACUAAUGAGCUUCCUUUGCCUGAGGAAAGCACGGAAGUACGAACACGAUUCAGCAAUCCAAACGCUAUAGCAGAGGAUACCGAAACUGCCGCUCCUAUGGCUGCGCCUUCUGUUUCAACAUCAGCUGCCGUCAACAUGAAAAAGUAUACGUGGCGCAUCGAUCUAUCGAAAUCUGAAAUCUACUGGGAAGGCUGGUUCCAAGGUCUUAGUCAAAAGUUUUUAGAUGUAACGGCUCCUAAACUGCUGCUUCUUGCCGGCAUUGACAAUCUCGAUCGGGCGUUAACUGUUGGUCAGAUGCAAGGAAAAUUUCAAUUGCAAGUGUUGGCUCGUUGCGGUCAUGCUGUCCAUGAAGAUCGUCCGCACGAAGUGGCUGAAGUUAUUGGUACGUACCUACUAAGGAACAAGUUUGCUGAACCAGCUGGUGAUGGACAAUUUUUGAAGCACAUGCCAGCUUGCUAAAUAGAUUAACUUUAAUCAUAUACCCAUAGUGGCAUACCUAACUAACCGAUAAGGAGUGUUCUCAUUUUUUUCUUCAGACUAUGUGUAGGUUUUAUUUAAUUUGAAGUGAAUAAGUUUAAACUUUUGUAACAUUAAUUUAUUUGCAUAGCGCUCGAUUUCGAUCCAGAGUUUUGAUAAACAAUAAAGAUCUUGUUGUCGCUGCUUAAUUUUUCUACCGCGUGUAAAUUCUAGACUGAAUUUUUGA
This is a messenger RNA of Sabethes cyaneus, 1475 nucleotides long. RefSeq names its product protein phosphatase methylesterase 1. The record is from RefSeq and is a predicted model, not a curated record. Gene Ontology annotation, biological process: protein demethylation. Bases 59 to 1231 code for a protein of 390 amino acids. The transcript has 6 exons. Gene Ontology annotation, molecular function: protein methylesterase activity. NCBI's taxonomy places the organism in Eukaryota, Metazoa, Arthropoda, Insecta, Diptera, Culicidae.